Messenger RNA from Stegastes partitus (bicolor damselfish), 3285 nucleotides. It is a transcript of the gene cdh15, whose product is annotated as cadherin 15, type 1, M-cadherin (myotubule). The record is from RefSeq and is a predicted model, not a curated record. NCBI's taxonomy places the organism in Eukaryota, Metazoa, Chordata, Actinopteri, Pomacentridae. Gene Ontology annotation, cellular component: plasma membrane; adherens junction; catenin complex. Gene Ontology annotation, biological process: cell-cell adhesion mediated by cadherin; multicellular organism development; cell migration. Gene Ontology annotation, molecular function: calcium ion binding; beta-catenin binding; cadherin binding. Bases 192 to 2594 code for a protein of 800 amino acids. The transcript has 14 exons.
GAAGGAGGGAGAGAGACAGAGAGACUGCAGAAGCAGAAGGAUAGGGAAAGAAAGAACGGGACAGGUUUCAAAGUCGGGACAGUUUGGCCCCGUUUUACCCAGUGGAGCCCUCAGGAGCCUGGCACAGAUCUACAGAUCUUUGGUCGGUCAGAGAUCUGUUCAUACUAAGUUUCUGAGAACAGGGAGCGAGGAUGGCGAGACGGAUGUUGAUGGUGUGUGUGCUAGGGACUCUGCUUUGUCAGGUAUGGAGCUCUGCAGAACCUCACCAGAGGAAGGGUGAUCUGCUUCCUCAGGCCCUUCAGCAAUGGAGAAGUCAAGGGAAAGGGGUGGUCAGAGUGAAGAGAGACUGGAUCAUCCCUCCAAUCAGAGUGUCAGAGAACAGCAAACAGGUUCCUGAAGACCUUGUCCAGAUCAAAUCGGACAAAAUCUUUACAGGUGAGGUGAUUUACAAGUUAGAGGGACCGGGGGUGGACCAGGAGCCAAAGAAUCUGUUUGAGAUUGACGACAAAACAGGAGUAAUCAGGAGCAAGAGACCACUGGACCGAGAGAAGCAGAACAGCUUCACGCUUAAAGCCUUUGCGCUGUCUCCCAGUGGAGAGAGACUGGAGAAUCCAACCACCAUCGAGAUAGUGGUGCUGGAUCAGAACGACAACAGACCUGCCUUCACUCAGACCCAGUUUGUUGGUACUGUCGCUGAGUUCUCCAUCCCAGGCACAUCGGUGAUGUCAGUAUCAGCCACAGAUGCAGAUGACCCGAUGACAGAGAAUGCUGCUCUGAGCUACUCCAUCAUUGGCCAGGAAAGCAUCCCUGCCAACACUGUUACUAAGACUAUGUUUGGCAUCAACAACCAGACUGGCACCAUCUACACAAGAGACGUCGGCCUGGACCGGGAGGUGGUGAAAGGUUUCAGAUUAAAACUACAAGUUGCAGAUAUGGGGGGCAUGGGAUUAAUGAGUGAAGGUGUGGCAAUCAUACAUGUGUCUGACAUCAACAACCAUGCACCGAGGUUCAGCCCUGCAUCGUACAGCAUGACAGCAGUGGAGAACAGGAACAACUAUGAGGUCGGUCGAGUGAAUGUGACGGACAGAGAUGAUGAAGGAACAAGAAACUGGGAGGCCAAAUACUCCAUUUCCAACGACCCCAACAGCCACUUUUCCAUCCAUACGGAUCCAACCACCAACCAGGGAAUUCUGAUAGUAGUGAAGCCCCUCGAUUACGAAGCACAGAGUGAGUACGUCUUGACUUUGACUGUGGAAAAUGUUAAUCCUCUGAGUAAUAAGGCUCCCAACCUGCCACUGAGCACCGCCGAGGUGGCGGUCACCGUUGUGAACGAGAACGAGGCUCCACACUUCAGAGAGGAGCCCAUACAGAUCGUGGUCCCCGAGUCUGUGCUGCCUGGGACACUACUGAUGAGCAAUUUUGCCUUUGACCCUGAUAAUUCUGAGCUAAGGUACGAGAUCAGCAGAGAUCCUGAGAGGUGGCUGGACAUCGACAGAGAUACAGGAGACAUUACAGCGAGGAGAACCUUUAACAUGAGAUCUCCAUAUGUUAAAAACAAUGUCUACAGAGCAGCUGUCAAGGUUACAGACGUUGGUGGUGUGUCGGCCACUGCAGCGGUGGCCAUCACACUGAAGGAGACCAAUGACUUCCCUCCUCAGCUCUUCCCUCUGAGUGGCUCCGUAUGCAAAGGUGCCAGCAGUUCUGGUCUGGUUCUGACUGCUAUGGAUGAAGAUCUCCCUCCGCAUGCUGCACCCUUUUUCUUUGAGAUACCUGACGAUCUGUCAGUCAACUGGACUGUUAUUCAAGUUAACAAUACUCAUGCGGUGCUUCAGCACGUUGUGGAUCUGGUGGCUGGAGAAUAUGCCGUCACAGUGCUGGUAUCAGACUCUGGCAACCCAGCUUUGGGUGCUUAUGCUCAGGUCAACGUCACUGUGUGUCCCUGUGACUCCUUCGGAGACUGUAAAUCGAUGGCGGGGACUCUCUUAGGCUCCACUGUGGGAAUCAGCUUCUUCGCUCUCAUUAUUAUCAUGGCUAGUAUUGCACUCCUACUGUUGCUGCUCCUCCUGGCUGUGGCGCUGACGUCCUGUGGGAGACGCCACCACAUCAAGAAAGGAACGGGUCUGCUGGUCGGAGAAUCAGAAGACGACAUACGUGACAAUGUCUUUAACUACGACGAGCAGGGAGGGGGUGAGGAGGACGAGAAUGCCUUUAACAUUGACCUGCUGUGGAAUCCUCAUGAUGCACCUUCCACCCCGGGGUCCUUCUACCCAGGGUCUGGUCUUCCCCGAGGCAAGCAGCCCCUCAGGAAGGAUGCCCCGCACAACCUGCCCUCCCCCACCUACCCACGGAGGCCUCCUGCAGAUCCCACUGACAUCGAAGACUAUAUCAAUGACGGCCUGGAGGCUGCAGACAACGAUCCUAACAUGCCUCCUUACGACACAGCACUGAUCUAUGACUAUGAAGGAGAGGGCUCACUGGCAGGAAGCCUCAGCUCGAUCGCUUCAGGCAGCUCUGAUGGAGAUCAGGACUACGACUACCUCAACGACUGGGGACCACGCUUUCAGAAACUAGCCAACAUGUAUGACCCACGUUAAGGUGGGCAGCAGCGCACAGAAAGAAGACCUGUGCAAUAUGCCAGUAGUUAGGGACACCAAUCAUACCUCUGGUGUUUUAAUGGACACAUUGGAAAAGAUUUUAGUCCAGGACAAGAUUUUGAAGUGUGCCAAGAAAAAACAAAUGCUAUGCAAAAGUAUGGGCCUUAAAUCUUAUGUGCUUUUUAUUGAGGAUCAUUUGGACACAUCUGACAAAAUGGCUCGCUGCAAAGUUUUGUGGUUAGCUCAGGAAAAGUAAGAGACAAGAAAACUGUGUGUUCCUAUGAUCAGCCACAAGGAAAAGAAGAGUGCACGCUGCAAGGCAGAACGUGUGUUGAAAAGUGUGUCCAUGUCUGCUGUUGUCGUUUCUCCUCAGACUUGGAGGCAGUAAUGACGCAUACAACAAGCCUGAAAUACUGAAAACAUAUUUUAAAUGUAUUUCUUUUUUAUAUAAGGAAUUAUUAUUAUUUUAUAAGACGAAUUUGCUUUGAUAUUGUUUGUUUUUCUUUUCUUUGAUCACAAAUCCUCCAUUCCAGCAUCUGUUAAUCUUUUUGGAAGUCAUCUUUUCAUAAAUCAUCCUGUACCACAAUCACUGUAUCUGGAGUUGUAUUGGAUUUUUUCCCCCUUUUCCAUAUAUAUAUGUUCAUUGAAUUUAGAGUUUACUGGCGACUACAAAAUAAAUGGAAAUCUUUUA